Molecule: messenger RNA, 2068 nt
Organism: Megalops cyprinoides (Indo-Pacific tarpon)
Lineage: Eukaryota; Metazoa; Chordata; Actinopteri; Elopiformes; Megalopidae
Product: diamine acetyltransferase 2
Exons: 6
Coding region: 110-631 (173 amino acids)
Molecular function (GO): N-acetyltransferase activity
Source: RefSeq, a predicted model, not a curated record
UAUUGUAAAGACGGAAUAGGUCCUUGUCAACCUACUUGCUAACCGAACGCAGACAACAGUGUGAUUAGUGUUUUGUAAUUGUACUGUCUUUCACUUCGGGAUCUUUGAAAUGGAUUUCACGAUCCGCGCUGCCACGCUUGAAGACUGCAAAGACAUUUCUCGAAUGAUAAUGGAGUUGGCAACGCAUGAAAAAGUACCAGACCAAGUGAAAAUUACACAGAGAGACCUUGAACAGGAUGGGUUCUCCAAAAACCCAUUCUUUCAGUGCAUCAUCGCAGAGGUACCAGAGCAGUACAGGACCAAAGAAGGUCAUGCCAAGGUGGGGUAUGCUCUUUACUUCUAUACCUACAGCUCAUGGAAAGGGAGGUCAGUCUAUAUGGAGGACCUGUAUGUGAUGCCGGAGUUCAGAGGGAAAGGGAUUGGGAAGGCGCUCAUGAGCAAAGUUGCCCAGCUGGGGUUAGCAGCCGGCUGCAACCAGCUGAACUUCGCUGUCCUGGACUGGAAUAAGCCGUCAGUGGACUUUUACCAGAGCCUGGGUUGCUGGGACGUCACGUCUGACCUGGGAUAUCAUUGUAUGCGCUGUGAAGGGGCAGCACUGGAGAGCCUAGCGGAGGGGAAUCCCAAAAAAUGAGGGAGCCCUGCUCCAUACCCACACAUCAGCUGCUGGGAUGGAAGAACUCCAUGAAAAGCACACAGGGUUACACUGACAGGGUAAUUUUCAGUUUUGACUCUUACUUUGUGUAUUUUGGAUGGCAGCCUCUCCCCCCCCACCAUCACUACAACUUUCGAAAUCAUAACGUUGACCUUAAGCUUGAAAACCUGAAACUGGAACCAAAGACUUUAACAGUUUUAGCAGCCUUUCCAAUGUUAAGAAUUUGAUGUAAAAGUAUGGAAGCACAAUACACUGAGAUUUGUUAUGCAUGAUUUUCUUUAAAAAAUUGGCAGGAUACCAAUUUUGUUGCUUUUUUACCCAGCUUGUAUGUUCCAAGGUCAAAGUUUUCAGGCUUCUGUCUCAUGAUGCACACUUUCAGUUUUGUAAACCUGCAAAAAGAGGGGGGCUGGUUUGCAGAGGUGCUUUUCCUAAUGACACAUUAGUUUAUUGACAAACAGUAACCUUCCUCAAGGUAAGGACAGGUUUGUAUUUCAAAAAAUUACGUACAUAGGGUGAGUAAUGCAAUAGAGCAAGCACAUGAAAAAUGAUAGAACUGGUAGCUGUCAUCACAAACUUCUUUUGGAUCAAAUAUAAUGUUGAUGUCCUUUAAAUGUAUCAGAACAGAUAAAUUCCUAGAAAAGGCAAGAUAAGUUAGUUUACUUGAUGAUCAUUUAAGUAAGUGGUUGAAUUCAAAGAGCUAAACUAAAUUUUGUAAAUAUCACUCCCAGAAUAACUGGAGUUAAAAGUAUGGAAAUAUGAACUUUGGAAGUGCAAAAUCACCUGUCAUAUAUGUCUCUGUAUAUAUCGGCACAAAUACUCUUUCAGUUUGUAAGUAAUAGUGGUUGGACCCAGUGGAAAAUGCUCUGAAUUAAUAAGGUCAUGUGAAAAGUAGAUUUUUGGGAGAUCUGGUAUGUAACUUAUGAAAUGUUAAGUAGGGGAAAGUAAGUGUACUUGUCCUGGUAGAUACAUUGACCCAGACUGUUCCCAGUGCUUCUGUGUAGUUUUGUCUCAUAGAACAUCUUGCACACAUUUUUCGUAGGCUCUAUAGGAAAUCUUUGUUGUCUGUUGUGUCACAAAUAUACAGCUCAUGAUAAGGCUAUCUUUUGUGAUACCUUCGGACCUGGAGCAAGUAACCUGUUAAAAUACAAUGUUGUUAUACAGUACAGUACAUGUUGUUUAGGAUGGUGUUAUGUCGCAGUUGUGUGUUAGCUACAAUACAUAAGUUCCCUCAAACUGCGGUGUGUGUAUGCACUUGCGUGUGUUUUACAAGAACGCCAUUCCGAGUGUCAUACGAGACCUGUGUUAGACAUUCUUCUUUGUGCAAUAAUUAAAAGAUGGCGUUUUAUCACUUGUGAAAGUGCUGUGACGGUAUAUCCCCAUGUAAGAAACACAGUUGAUUAAAGCUUAAGGCAAUCU